AUGGGGGCCAAGGCGGCGCACCGGCGUGGGGUGCUGGACCUGGAGGCGCAGUUCGCCUUCUUCCGGUCGCAGCACCGGCACCCCGUGAACGCGGCGGCGCACGCGCUGCUCACCUGGCCCAUCCUCUUCACCAACCUCCUCAUCCUCCACUUCUUGCCGCUGCCGCUGCCCGUGCCCCCCGCGCUGGUCCUCACGCUCGCCUACGCCGCCGCCUACCUCGCCGUCGACCGCCGAGCCGGCGCGCUCGCGGGGGUGCUCUUCCUCGCCGCGUGGGCCGCCAGCCGCGCCCUCGCGGCCCGCCUCGGCUUCGCUCUCUCCUGGAAGCUCGUCCUCGCCACGCAGAAGAAGGGGCCGACUGUGAGUGAUCUUCCCGAGGUGUUCUUAAUGGAGCCGUUCCUCAUCUUCCUGCAGAUACUGAACAAGCUGUUCGGCUAUGAGCCGUACCCUGAGUUCUGCAAGAACGUGGACAGGAAGAUGGAAGCUGAUCUCAGGGAGAGCAGAGAGCUCAAGCAGAGGAAGACAACCUGA
Miscanthus lutarioriparius is the source of this 528-nucleotide messenger RNA. Lineage: Eukaryota; Viridiplantae; Streptophyta; Magnoliopsida; Poales; Poaceae. The record is from the annotation of a GenBank genome assembly.